Thrips palmi is the source of this 417-nucleotide messenger RNA. RefSeq lists its product as uncharacterized. The transcript is spliced from 2 exons. The annotation marks the transcript as partial. NCBI's taxonomy places the organism in Eukaryota, Metazoa, Arthropoda, Insecta, Thysanoptera, Thripidae. The record is from RefSeq and is a predicted model, not a curated record.
CGCGUCGUCCCCAUCAACGAGCCGGACAGCGAGGUGGAGGUGUUCGGCUACAGGUACCCUCUCCCUCCGCCGGUCGGCCUGGCGCCCGGGCCGUCCGUCACGGCGCCCUUCUGGGAGGCGGCCUGGCUGCGACGCCGCGAGCGCCUGCUGCAAGAGCUGGGGCUUGCGGGACUGGCGGGGCAGCAGGGGCCGUGCCGGUGCGCGCCGCUGAGCGAGGUCUGCGGCUACCCGGCCUACCCAGGCUUCGGGCCUCCGUUCGGGUACCUGGCUCGGUACCGCCCGGACGGCGUUACGGACGCGGACCUGCCCUACCGCCUGGGCGUCGGCGCGUACGGGCUGUACGGCGGCGGCAGGCCGCUGCACCACCACAACACGGCUCCGCUGGGGACGGCGCGCCUCCACGACAACCCCAACUAG